AUGUGGCACUCUAGGUGGGAUGCUGGCGUCCUGAAGGCCGAGGCCCUGGCCCUCCUCCCCUGCGGCCUGGGCAUGGCCUUCUCCCAGUCGCACGUGAUGGCCGCCCGGCGACACCAGCACAGCCGGCUCCUCGUCGAGGUGGACGAAUACAGCUCCAACCCUACCCAGGCCUUCACCUUCUACAACAUCAACCAGGGCCGCUUCCAGCCCCCGCACGUGCAGAUGGUGGACCCGGUGCCUCACGAUGCUCCCAAGCCGCCCGGCUACACCCGCUUUGUCUGUGUUUCCGACACCCACUCGAGGACGGACCCCAUCCAGAUGCCGUACGGCGACGUGCUGAUCCACGCCGGCGACUUCACCGAGCUGGGGCUGCCGAGCGAGGUGAAGAAGUUCAACGAGUGGCUCGGCAGCCUGCCCUACGAGUACAAGAUCGUGAUCGCCGGCAACCACGAGCUGACCUUCGACCAGGAGUUCAUGGCCGACCUCAUCAAGCAGGACUUCUACUACUUCCCGUCCGUGUCCAAGCUGAAGCCUGAGAACUACGAGAACGUGCAGUCGCUGCUCACCAACUGCGUCUACCUGCAGGACUCUGAGGUCACGGUGCGCGGCUUCAGGGUCUACGGCGCCCCCUGGCAGCCCUGGUUCUAUGGCUGGGGCUUCAACCUCCCGCGGGGACAGGCCCUGCUGGAGAAGUGGAACCUCAUCCCCGAGGGCGUGGACGUCCUGGUCACGCACGGCCCGCCGCUGGGCUUCCUGGACUGGGUCCCCAAGAAGAUGCAGCGUGUGGGCUGCGUGGAGCUGCUGAACACGGUGCAGAGGCGCGUCCAGCCGCGGCUGCACGUCUUCGGCCACAUCCACGAAGGGUACGGUGUCAUGGCGGACGGGACCACCACCUACGUGAACGCGUCCGUGUGCACUGUGAACUACCAGCCCGUGAACCCGCCCAUCGUCAUCGACCUGCCCACGCCACGGAGCUCCUGA
Lepus europaeus (European hare) is the source of this 981-nucleotide messenger RNA. It is a transcript of the gene MPPED1, whose product is annotated as metallophosphoesterase domain containing 1. NCBI's taxonomy places the organism in Eukaryota, Metazoa, Chordata, Mammalia, Lagomorpha, Leporidae. Gene Ontology annotation, molecular function: hydrolase activity. The record is from RefSeq and is a predicted model, not a curated record. The transcript has 6 exons. Bases 1 to 981 code for a protein of 326 amino acids.